This is a messenger RNA of Mus musculus (house mouse), 1226 nucleotides long. RefSeq names its product sepiapterin reductase (gene Spr). Gene Ontology annotation, molecular function: sepiapterin reductase (NADP+) activity. The record is from RefSeq and is marked validated. The coding region runs from base 20 to 808 and encodes 262 amino acids. Gene Ontology annotation, cellular component: cytoplasm. Lineage: Eukaryota; Metazoa; Chordata; Mammalia; Rodentia; Muridae. Gene Ontology annotation, biological process: tetrahydrobiopterin biosynthetic process. The transcript has 3 exons.
AUGAGUCUGAGUUCCAGGCAUGGAGGCAGGCGGGCUGGGCUGCGCUGUGUGCGUGUUGACCGGGGCCUCCCGGGGCUUUGGUCGCGCCCUGGCCCCGCAGCUGGCCCGGUUGCUGUCUCCCGGUUCCGUGAUGCUCGUAAGCGCACGCAGUGAGUCGAUGCUGCGGCAACUGAAGGAGGAGCUGGGCGCUCAGCAGCCUGACCUGAAAGUGGUGCUGGCAGCCGCCGAUCUGGGCACCGAGGCUGGCGUGCAGCGGUUGCUGAGCGCAGUACGCGAGCUCCCGAGGCCCGAGGGGCUGCAGCGCCUGCUGCUCAUCAACAACGCAGCCACUCUUGGGGAUGUUUCCAAAGGCUUCCUCAACGUGAAUGACCUAGCUGAGGUGAACAACUACUGGGCUCUGAACCUGACCUCCAUGCUCUGUUUGACUUCCGGCACCUUGAAUGCCUUCCAGGAUAGCCCUGGCCUGAGCAAGACUGUGGUUAACAUCUCAUCUCUGUGUGCCCUGCAGCCCUACAAAGGCUGGGGUCUGUACUGUGCGGGGAAGGCUGCCCGAGACAUGCUCUACCAGGUCCUGGCUGCUGAGGAACCGAGUGUGCGGGUGCUGAGCUAUGCUCCAGGUCCCCUGGACAAUGACAUGCAGCAGUUGGCUCGGGAAACCUCCAAGGACCCAGAGUUAAGGAGCAAACUGCAGAAGUUGAAGUCGGAUGGGGCGCUGGUGGACUGUGGGACUUCAGCCCAGAAACUGCUGGGCUUGCUGCAAAAGGACACCUUCCAGUCUGGAGCCCAUGUGGACUUCUAUGACUGUUAAGCUCAUGUCCUGUCACAGUGGCCCCCUUCUCCCCCCCCCCCCAAGCCCUGCCUAACACACAUAUAAGCCCUUCAACCCAGCCAGCAGCGAGCGGUGGGCACUGCCAGUCCUCGGAAGGCUUCUGCAGAGGCUUGGGAGCGAGCUGAUGUGCACUGGAGUUCUCUGUCCCCUGGAAGAGUGCUUUAGAGGUGGGAAGAGCAGGAGAAGCAGAAACACUGGACGGAUGAGGUUGAGGCUCUUGUUUGUGGUCAGUCUGUGGGGUGAGGAGGGUGGGCUCUGAUGCACAGAGAGGACGGAGGGCAUCACGUCUGGAUGGAUGCUCCUUGAACUUCAUUUGUUUGUUGUACUGCCUGCAUCCUGUGGUGUUCACUGGUCUUCCCUUGACUCUGGUCCAAAUACAUAGUUAUGAGGCAGAUGC